ACGCAAACUCGAGAGAGCCCCACGUAUUUGUGAGGUGAGAGUGACGACUCCGAGAUCACAACCCGCAAAUUGCACUCCCCCCAACCCAGCUGAAUCGCGCAGCGAGAAGAAGAUCGGACGCCGAUUAACCUGGCGAUGGCGAACCAUCUGGAGGGCUUGGUGGAGACGAUAAAGUCGAAGGUGCGAGCGCUGAAGAAGACGAAGAAGCCGUACGUGAAGAUGGACAAGAGCUCGAGCGUGAAGGUGGAGAUCCGUAGCCGAAAGGCCCGCAACCUCAUCGACAAGACGCUCAAGCUCGCCGAUCGCCCCGGCAAGCGCAGCCACUUCUAGACCUCGCCCAAUCUCUCAAUAAAAGAAAUCGAAGAGAGAUCUGUCAGGUAAAGGGAGACGAUGAAGAUGGAGAUGAAGAUGAUGUGUUCGUGCUCCGUUUGAAGUUGGCCUCUUUUCUUUGGUUUUCGUAUUGCUAUCGUCGUUUUUCGAGUCUGUUGUACCACCCGUUUCUGGGUUUCUGAUUAGGUUUUAGGGCGACAUAGGAAUGGAACCGUUCCGGUCUGUGGCUUGAGAAAGACGUGGUUUUUCCAAAAGUUCGGAUUGUACAGAGAAAAGGGUUCCAUCGAAACAUAUCGUCCCAUAAAGCAAUCUGCUGUAUAUCGUUCAAAGCAAAAACUCAAUGGAAACAAAUUCAUCAGAA
Molecule: messenger RNA, 691 nt
Organism: Rhodamnia argentea
Lineage: Eukaryota; Viridiplantae; Streptophyta; Magnoliopsida; Myrtales; Myrtaceae
Exons: 1
Coding region: 136-330 (64 amino acids)
Source: RefSeq, a predicted model, not a curated record